This is a messenger RNA of Morus notabilis, 903 nucleotides long. RefSeq names its product glutaredoxin-C4. The transcript is spliced from 4 exons. Gene Ontology annotation, molecular function: glutathione disulfide oxidoreductase activity. Gene Ontology annotation, cellular component: cytoplasm. Bases 74 to 499 code for a protein of 141 amino acids. Lineage: Eukaryota; Viridiplantae; Streptophyta; Magnoliopsida; Rosales; Moraceae. Gene Ontology annotation, biological process: cellular response to oxidative stress. The record is from RefSeq and is a predicted model, not a curated record.
GGAAGAGAAAGGAAUCUCAGAUCCCAAAUCAAUCAGGGGGCACAAGAAGAGAAGAGCAAUAGAAGAGCGAGCAAUGUGGAGAAGGAAUUUGGUUUCCUGGGCUAUAAUCGCAGCCGCAGUAGCGGCGGCAGCAGCAUAUCUUUCUGUAUGUUCGGCUGCCGAAUCGAAGUCGACGGCUUUCGUCAAAAAUACCAUUUCUUCCCACAAAAUCGUCAUCUUCUCCAAGUCCUAUUGCCCGUAUUGUAGGAGGGCAAAAGCAGUAUUCGAAGAGCUGAAGGAAACACCCCAUGUUGUUGAGCUCGAUCACAGAGAUGAUGGGCACAACAUUCAAGAUGCUCUGAGGGAGAUUGUCGGGAGGCGAACCGUGCCGCAAGUAUUCAUAAAGGGCGACCAUAUCGGCGGUUCCGACGAUACUGUGGAAGCAUAUGAAAGCGGAGAACUCGCUAAACUUCUCGGCAUUGCAUUUACAGUGGCACAUGAUAAAGACGACGAUCUCUAAUUUUCAAAUCCCGGAGGCGGAGGAGGGAGGCCGACCGCUGAGAAGCUAGCUAGCUCGGAUUUAUUUGCGCUGGAUGUUUGGCUAAGAGAGUUGAGUAAAAUUUUAUGGAAUUCUUUCCUUGGCAAUUGGCACAGGAGAAGGUCUCGCAUUGAAGUUUAGACCUUGUAUUUUCUACUUCAUUUGAUCUCCAUCUGUUGCUAAUAUGAGGAGGAUUUACAAUUCUGUAAUGUUGAAGUAAGGAUUCGCUUUUCGUAACUCGUUUCACUUUCAAUUAUUGUCUGGCUUCCCUCGUUCUUGUUUUGGAAGUGAACUUGUUUAAUAGAUGAGUUUUAUGUCAUGAGGUUUCCAAAGCUUCAAAUAAACAUCAUUAGAACAAAGACAAUAUUUACUUACCAGAUGGGUUC